AUGAGAACAUCGCGCUAUGGUUGUUGGUUUCUAGCGAUUGUUGGAUUGUCUACAGUCACCAACGCUUUAGUAGCGACCAGCCCUCCUCGCAAGCUGUCCGCACUUGCCGAUCCUACGUUUGUCACUCCUGAUGUUUCUUUAUUAACCGAACAGGCUUGCAUUGAAACAGCGGAACGAAUGCAACGAGUGGUUGUUCCGGUUUCUCCCUCCAUUCAAUCGGACGGUGCCGUAGGCGUUUCUUACGUACACUGGAUGGCAUCCCCGAACGAGAAGUCUCCACAACGCUUACCCGUUGUCUUGAUUCACGGUUUUGAUUCGUCUUGUUUAGAAUACCGUCGUUUUGGUUCCAAACUUGCAGCACAAGGAUUUGAUACGUACGCAGUGGACCUCCUCGGUUGGGGAUUUACACAACUCGAAAACGUGAACGAUUUUUCUGCCAGUGCCAAGGUGGAAACCUUGAACAGUUGGAUUUCAACAGUUAUUGGUGAAAACAAACCCUUCUGCAUUGCUGGGGCCAGUCUAGGUGGUGCUGCCGCUAUUGAAGUCGCAGCCGGCAACGAAAACUGCCAAGCUCUGGUUUUGCUCGAUGCCCAAGGCUUCGUGGAUGGCAUUGGUCCAAUGGCAGCCAUGCCCAAGGCGAUUGCCAAACUUGGUGUGCAAGUCUUGAAAAGUGUACCUUUGCGCAGUUCCGCCAAUCAAAUGUCCUAUUUCGAUAAGAUAACGUACGCAACAGACGAAGCGGUCGUAGUCGGACGACUGCACUGCACACGCGAAGGUUGGUCUGACGCACUCGUCAAUUUCAUGCAAUCCGGUGGUUUCGCACCUUCCACCAAAGUACCGACCAUCACGGCACCAGCUCUCGUCUUAUGGGGACGAGAGGAUGGUAUCUUGGACGGAAAAGAGUUUGCCAACAGAUUUUUAGAAACGCUGCCAGACGCCCGGUUGACAUGGAUAGAAGAAUGCGGGCACGUGCCACACUUGGAAAAGCCGGAGGAAACUGCUACUGCCAUAAACGAAUUCUUGCGAGGCAUUCCUGUUCGCGGCAGCGCGAUUGUCGAAGAGUCCAGUAAGUCAGCGCUAUCAUCUCAAUGGAUUGGCGUUGCAGGAAUUGGAGCGACAGCUCUGGCGGCCUUGGCUGCAGAUUUUUUGCCGGUGCAUUAG
Phaeodactylum tricornutum CCAP 1055/1 is the source of this 1161-nucleotide messenger RNA. RefSeq lists its product with no specific name. The transcript has a single exon. NCBI's taxonomy places the organism in Eukaryota, Bacillariophyta, Bacillariophyceae, Surirellales, Neidiaceae. The record is from RefSeq and is a predicted model, not a curated record. Bases 1 to 1161 code for a protein of 386 amino acids. Gene Ontology annotation, molecular function: catalytic activity.